This is a messenger RNA of Thamnophis sirtalis, 931 nucleotides long. The record is from RefSeq and is a predicted model, not a curated record. NCBI's taxonomy places the organism in Eukaryota, Metazoa, Chordata, Lepidosauria, Squamata, Natricidae.
GCAUGUCAGAAAAAAAUGGAUAAUACAAUAAUCAUAUAUUACAAUUCUUUUAUUACAGAUGCAUAUGAGAAAGGACUUUACCUCUUACACACAUUUAAUGUCAGUCAGAAUGUCUUGGAUAUCAGGAUUGCCCAUCAAGGAUAUUUUGACCCAAAUAACUUAAAGUUUGGUGAAGUAAAAGUCUUAGGGGCCCAAUUCAACUCCUCUCAAAGUGUGGUUGUACUUCAGAAUGAUGCAGUCAUUCCAUCUCCUCACAAAGUGAUAUAUAGCUCUACAAAACAGGUAUUGCAUAUUACAGAUCUUCACCUUUUCCUGGGCCAAGCUUAUACACUUCGAUGGAACUAAGAUCUCUUAUACAACACAGAGAAACACUUUUGACAUCUGUAUUUAUCACAAGUUUUAUCAUUCUUAAAGAUGAUUAAGAGUUCAACUUUUUAUGCUUUCAGAAUACAACUAUUCUGGAAAACAGUGAUCACCAUAGAUUGACUCAAUUACUGAGUAGAUUUGACUUUACAUGUUUCAAUAAUCAAAGAGCAGAAGUCCAGACUUCAUUCAGGAUUCACCCAUAGUGUAACUUGUUCAACCCAGUGCUAAGAAAAUUUUGAUAAACUUCACCUCAGUGUCAACUUUAAUAAUUGCAUAAGCGGUUCAUUGUAAUUUCAGUUCAGCACUUUAAAAUGUGUGAAAAUCCUUGUGAGUUUUAAAUGAUUUUCUCACUGAAGACUCUAAUAAUAGGUAAUUUCUGAAUAGAAAAAAAAGGGUUUUCUGGAUGGAAAACCAAUUUAUGUUCCAUAUCUGUUAAUUGUGCAUUAGAAUUGCCAGUCUUUGCACUGGGUAUAACUUGGAAUAUUUGCUGUUCAUAAGGUCUUGUAAAUGACUGCUAUUGGAUUAUAUUAUUGUAAUUUCAAUAAAAGUCAAUAUUGGAACCAGA